AGAACAUCUCGCAAAUACUCUCCUUCAAAUUCUGUAUUAUCCACGCACACCAUGUAUCCUGGCACUCUCACUUGGAGCUAUGCGACUAUAUGCCUUUUGUCGCUCUCUUCUCUUCGAUUCGGUACUGCCACACCCAUUGAUGACCACCUCGUUCCGCGCGCAGGCAUAGCCUCCCCGGGUAUCGGCGUUGAGUUCGAGUCAUCCACCAUCCAUUUCACCAAAGAAACACACGGUUUGUCGGCGAAGGAAUUAGAGGCCCUGAAAAAAGCUACCUUUGAUGCCAAAGGCAAGGCGGCUGUAAUGCAAGCCGGCAAGGGAGGAAACAGUGCCAAGUUCUCUGGUAAAGAUUGGGAAUUGACGGCAGAUUCCACUGGAAGCAGCGUGGGACGACUGACUGCGGAGUAUAUCUUGGACGGAAGGAAGAUCAAACUGGGGACUGGGAGAGCUGCGGUGGCAGCAGAGGAAGUCUACCAGGAUCUGAAAAAAUGGGACCCAAAAACCGGCCAGGAAUUCAAUAUCGCCAGCAGUACUAAGAAUCCUUGGAAACUCGAGACGCGCAAAGACCCCGUGAAAUCUACCUGGUCUCGCCAGAUCACCGCUCCAUUGCCCCUUGGGGCCGUCAACGACUUGAUGAAGAUCGCCAAGCUCAACAAAAACUCGCCCCUCAUGACAUUUGCAAAGCGCAAGGUCGACAACAUGGUUUGGGUUAAUGAUUUCUUCUUUGAGGAGAGCCCUGGUGGUCUUACUAAGGAUGUUGGAGAUGAUGUUCGAGGAUUCCUCGCGCUUCUUCUUUCCUAUGCGAAGGCUGGGAACCAGGAACUGGGCAAUGAGAGUGCUAAGAUAUUGACAUCCAUCAUGCCACGAACAAGCUUUGCCAAAAUUUACAAGCUCGUCGAGGGUAAGCUUAAAAACAAGGAUCUGUGGACUAUUGUGAACAAGAUGGCAUGCUAUGAGAACCCUUCGGAGGAUGCACAUGAAUAUGCCUCUGUUGAUACGAGGUACUGCUCUGGCCACCCCGGUCAGACAACCAUCAAAGGCAACUUCGAGAAGGUGCAGAUUAACAUCUGCUACGAUUCAAAGGCAUGCCCUGUCAACGUCAAGGCCUGGAUCGAGGGUUUGAAGAAUGGCAAAGAUUUGCUCAAGGAUGCUGAUAAAGUAAUUGAUGGCCAGGUUGGAGGAUAUGGUGACUUGACUGAGCAUCGCCUCAACCAUCCUAACGAGCAAUUGCCCCUUUUCGAGUUCCGUGAUCUUCCUUCAUGCGCGGCCGCAGAUUGGAAGAGCUGCCUGGAAAAGGCGGAGCAAACGAUUGUUAACUAUCACAAGGAAUUUGCAGGAAACUAGAUCUAGACUUGUGCUAGCCAGAAUUGUCGAUUAUGAGGGGCUGUGGUGGGGUUGCGUUUGUACAAUUGUUGUCGCAAUGGUGAGGUGUUGUUUCUGCCUGUAUUUAGUAUAGAGAAAUAAGAAUAUAUGAGGGGG
Molecule: messenger RNA, 1476 nt
Organism: Aspergillus sclerotioniger CBS 115572
Lineage: Eukaryota; Fungi; Ascomycota; Eurotiomycetes; Eurotiales; Aspergillaceae
Exons: 3
Coding region: 52-1341 (429 amino acids)
Source: RefSeq, a predicted model, not a curated record